AUGUUUGGUGCCUACGAGGAGGCCGUUUCCGUCAGCAUCCGCUAUCUGCGCCAGGCGCCUACGAGUCAACAAUAUCCUGCUCAUUCCCUCCCUCCCAUCCUCGUCUCCGCCAUCACUGAUUGCGACGUCUUAAGCGAAAUGCUUGUUCUCCAUGGCGGCUUCGUGUUGCGUGCAUUCAAAAGGCGACAUCUUGGUGAGUCCGUAAUAGCAUAGCGUUAUGCCGUAUGAUAAUCAAUGUUACAACCCCACCUAAGUAAUCCUUCCUAACCGAAAACUCCAUGCAGAAUUUCGACCAACAUUUCAUGAGACCGGUCACGAGAUGUAUCUGCUUUGCAUGCCCCAUUUUUAUGCACUGUGGAUGGAGGCAUAUUUGCUGAAAAUUUUGGAAUGACACUUGCAAAAUGAGAUCUAUCGUGCUCCCUCUCUCCCUCUCCCUCUCUCUAACACAGGCGAAAGAACGAAUGAUGUUAUAUAA
Messenger RNA from Spirometra erinaceieuropaei, 475 nucleotides. NCBI's taxonomy places the organism in Eukaryota, Metazoa, Platyhelminthes, Cestoda, Diphyllobothriidea, Diphyllobothriidae. The record is from the annotation of a GenBank genome assembly.